AUGAAUAAUUCUACAGACUCUGCUAGUGAUCUUGUAGUGUUGAAAAGUGGAUAUGACUUGCCAGUAAAUGGUUUGGCUAGUGGUUUGUUCUAUUAUCUCCAUAUUCCCGCCAUUUUCUGUAUAUGCUGUAGUUUGUGUUGUGUUGUCAUUACCCUGACUUUGUCAUUUCGAUAUGGGAACUUUAGGACUUUCUUUUCAUGGACUAAAAGCGAACGUUUAAUAGUAUACUUGGCAAUUUGCGACGGCGGAUUCAAUAUUUUUCACAGCAUGGAUCAUUUACACUACGUCAUUACUAAAGACCAUGUACGUCCCAAGGAGCUGUGUGAGUUAUAUGCCUUUUUGCUGGCGGAAUUCGUUGCAUCACAGAACUUGAUAGUUAAUAUUGUAGCAAUUAACGCAUUUACGAUUAUGGUAUUCAAAAAGAAUAUAAAUUUCGGAACAUACGACUGGAGGCUGUUGGUCUGGACAUUCGGACUCCCGUUUAUCGGCGCAACAGCUGUUGCUGUCACCGGACAACUUGGACCUAAUGGAUCAUCCUGCUUUUUUGACGGCGUCAAAGCAAAAACUGCCAACAUCUGUUUCACAACAGUUCCCCUUCUAUUAGUUCUGGUCAUGAACAGUGUCAUGUAUGUUGUAACAUGGAAACGCAUCAGGCAAGAAACAUACUCUUUAAACCAAAUUUUACAGACUCCAAACAUCACAAACAGAUCUCAACGUGCCGCGAAAAAUAUGUCCAUGUUUGUUGUUGCUUUCUUUAUUCAAUGGGGGCCUCUGUCACUGUUCGGAAUCUGGUCACUACUAGAUGCAAAUAUACCGCUGGCAUUGUUUCAUAUUGUUGUAGUGUUAUCUAACAUUGGGGGAUGUUUGAAUCUCUGUGUCUAUAUGAUCAUCAGACGUAGAAAACUGAAAAGUAGACGCAUAGCCAACGAACAUAGACAAACAGACUCCAACGAGAUGAAAAUGUCAAACGUAGCUUCCAAGGGGAAAACAGAGAUAUAAUUGACUUUGUAAACUCGCAAGGAUACAUGAUUAUAUGACAUUCCACAUUUUUAAUUUUGAUUCUAAUAAGUGUGACAUGUGUUUCGUACAUGUAAAUUUUGAAUACAGUUCGUUCAUUUUUUCUUGUACAUUUUGCUUGUAUGAUAAACUAAUGUUUAUAUGGACUAAACGAAAAAUUGUUUUUGUUGCUAAAAUACAA
Mercenaria mercenaria is the source of this 1198-nucleotide messenger RNA. RefSeq lists its product as uncharacterized. Gene Ontology annotation, cellular component: plasma membrane. Gene Ontology annotation, molecular function: G protein-coupled receptor activity. The record is from RefSeq and is a predicted model, not a curated record. The coding region runs from base 1 to 999 and encodes 332 amino acids. Lineage: Eukaryota; Metazoa; Mollusca; Bivalvia; Venerida; Veneridae. Gene Ontology annotation, biological process: adenylate cyclase-activating G protein-coupled receptor signaling pathway. The transcript has 2 exons.